Molecule: messenger RNA, 5497 nt
Organism: Notothenia coriiceps (black rockcod)
Lineage: Eukaryota; Metazoa; Chordata; Actinopteri; Perciformes; Nototheniidae
Gene: huwe1
Product: HECT, UBA and WWE domain containing E3 ubiquitin protein ligase 1
Exons: 21
Coding region: 33-4676 (1547 amino acids)
Biological process (GO): base-excision repair; membrane fusion; protein polyubiquitination
Cellular component (GO): cytoplasm; Golgi membrane; nucleus
Molecular function (GO): ubiquitin protein ligase activity
Source: RefSeq, a predicted model, not a curated record
GCUCCACCUCUAUCUCAUCACCUGGGGAAACGAUGCCCAGAAGUGACAGUGCUGACAGCCAGUCUCAGGCCAUCCAGGAAGAGCCCCUCCCAUCCACCAGCAAUGAGGACGAGGACCCAUUUGCAGGCAUUAGUCUGCCUGAGGGUGUGGAUCCUUCCUUCCUGGCAGCUCUUCCUGAGGACAUACGCCGAGAGGUGCUGCAAAAUCAGCUCGGCAUCAGACCACCCGCUCGCCCUCCAGCUGCCACCACUCUGCCUUCCACUGCUCCACCUGUACUGGGAGGCCCAGGGGUCACAGAAGUCAGCCCUGAGUUCCUGGCGGCCUUGCCACCUGCCAUCCAGGAGGAGGUUCUUGCCCAGCAACGAGCAGAGCAGCAGCGCAGGGAGCUGGCCCAACAGCCCACACAGGGAGACACCCCUCUGGAUCCUGUCACCUUCAUCCAGACUCUGCCCUCGGAGCUCCGGCGAAGUGUCCUGGAGGACAUGGAGGACAGCGUGUUGGCCGUCAUGCCUCCGGACAUCGCUGCUGAAGCAGCCGCUCUGCGUCGUGAACAAGAGGCACGCCAGAGGCAACUGAUGCACGAAAGGCUGUUUGGCCAUAGCUCAUCUUCAGCCCUAUCUGCCAUCCUGCGCUCACCAGCCUUCACCAGCCGGCUAGGAAGCAAUCGUGGCGUCCAGUACACCCGACUUGCUGUGCAGAGAGGAGGCACAUUUCAGAUGGGGGGAGGAACAAACCACAGACCAUCCAGCUCCAGUGUAGACUCCUUGUUGCGUCUGCGCGGUCGGUUGCUGCUGGACCACGAGGCCCUGUCCUGCCUGCUGGUUUUGCUGUUUGUGGAUGAACCGAAGCUCAACACAAGCCGUCUGCACCGUGUGCUCAGGAACCUCUGCUACCACUCUCAGACCCGGGGGUGGGUCAUUCGCAGCCUGUUAUCCAUCCUCCAACGCAGCAGCGAGAGUGAGGUGUGUGUCGAGACCACACGUCUAGAAGACUCGCGUGGCAAGAGGGGUGCUCAGGGAGGCUGCGCAGGAAAAGGCUCUGCUACCUCCUCCCUAUCCUCUUCAUCCUCCUCUUCUUCUUCAUCUUCCUCUUCCUCCUUGGAGCUACUGAACAGGGUGGAGUCUCGCAGCUCCAGCCAGCUUUCCUGGCUUUCAGUUUCUAUGGACGCAGCCUUGGGCUGCAGGACAAACAUUUUCCAGAUUCAGCGAGCAUCCGGUAGGAAGCAUGCUGACCGGCAUUCAGCUGGGGGCUCUACAGGGUCUGGAACACUGGGAGCAGUGUCCGGCGCUGCCACAAGUGUCACGUGUGCUGGAGGUGGAGGUUCCACUGUCCACAUCCACCCACAAGCUGCUCCAGUAGUCUGUCGACACGUGUUGGACACACUCAUCCAGCUAGCCAAGGUGUUCCCCAGCCACUUCACCCAGCAGCGCUGCAAGGAUCUGUCAACAUCUUCUUCUGAUCUAGACUCUCGUCUUUGUUCAAUCACCUCAGUGGUUGCAGGUGGGGGCUCCAGGUCAGGGUCUCUAGGUAACCCAAGCUCCAAUGCCUCAAACACCCAGAACUCAUUUGGCACCACUGCCGCUACUCUCCAGUCUCUGGGAAUCUCCACUGAUUUCUGGGACCUGCUGGUCAAGCUGGACAACAUGAAUGUCAGCCGAAAGGGCAAAGCCUCUAUGAAGACAGUGCCUCUGGGGGGCAGUGCAGAGGCUGAGGGGGCUCAGUUAAGCCUGGAGACCUCCCCACUUGGCCAGCUGAUGAACAUGCUGUCCCACCCGGUCAUCAGACGGAGCUCCUUGCUCACUGAAAAGCUGCUACGUCUGCUCUCCCUCAUAUCCAUUGCCCUGCCUGACAACAAGGCCGCAGAGGUGCCUGCUGGACACCCCACCCCACAGGCUGCCAUUCCCACGGCAACCAGCUCAGGAGUCACAGCCCCGGUCACAACACAGGGCGCUGUGUCCACCCUGCCCACUGUGGCAGGCUCAGGGGCCUCUGCGGGGGCAGGAGCCCAGGGUACAUCCUCAGGGACAAGUCUGGCAGCCUCCCAGACAUCCUUAACAUCUAUCUCUAUCCCCACGUCCACUGGAAUCACUUCUACAGGGAAACUGAGGAUGCCUACUAGCUGUAUUGUAGAGAUUGACAACAAGCUGGCCUCCAGUGGACUGACAGAGAAACAGCUUCAGCUCUCUGUGGAGGUGUUGACAUCCCACUCGUGUUCAGAGGAGGGUCUGGAGGAUGCUGCUAACAUCCUGCUGCAGUUAUCUAGAGGAGACGGUUCCACUAGAGACACGGUGCUCCGACUGCUGCUCAGUGGGGCAAGACACCUCGGAUACACUCUUUGCAAACAGAUCGGCACAUUGCUGGCUGAACUUAGAGAAUACAACUUGGAGCAGCAGAGACGGGCACAAGCUGAUUCCCAUUCCCCGGACGCCACCCCUGAGGAUACCUCUCUCACUGGCAGACUGAAGAACAAGAUGACCAGCAGGUUUGACGGAUCCGAGAGUGUGGUCAUUGUGGCUGCACAAAAACGUACACUCGGGGGCCGUGAGCUACAGCUCCCCUGUAUGAGCUCACUCACCUCCAAGACGUCCACACAGAAGUUCUUCUUGCGAGUGCUGCAGGUCAUCAUCCAGCUCCGCGAGGACACACGGCGCGCCAACAAGAAAGCCAAGCAAACCGGCAGACUAGGCUCCACCAGUCUAGGCUCAGCCAGCAGCAUCCAGGCGGCGGUGCGUCAGCUGGAGGCCGAGGCUGACGCCAUCAUCCAGAUGGUGAGGGAGGGUCAGCGGGCCCGCCGGCUUCAACAGGCGCCCCCACCCACCGCCUCUUCUGCAUCUGUCGCCGCCGCUGCCGGAUCCUCAGUGGUGGUCCCCCAUGCCCCCACUGGUGCUGCCCCCCCUGCUGGCACGGCUGCUGCUGCUGCUGCUGCCACGUCUGAAGUGCAGUCAAUGUCAGAAGCCCAGGCGGCCCAGAGAGAUGAAUCUCCCAUGGAUGUGGACCAGCCAUCUCCUCUGGAUCAGGACCCUGCACCUCUGGAUGAGGAUGGAAACAGCCAGUCAGAGGGUGAGGAGAGACUCCCAGACCUCCCGCUGCUCAGCGAGCAGCUGUUGUUGGAUGAACUAUGGGACAUGCUCGGGGAGUGCCUGAAAGAGCUGGAGGAGUCCCAUGACCAGCAUGCCGUACUGGUCCUCCAGCCCGCUGUAGAGGCCUUCUUCCUCGUCCAUGCAACGGAGCGAGAGAGCAAACCCCCAGUGAGGGACACCCGGGAGAGCCAGCUUUCUCACAUCAAAGAUGAGCCCCCACCACUGUCCCCAGCCCCCCUGACCCCGGCCACACCUUCAUCCCUAGACCCAUUCUUCUCCAGGGAACCAUCCUCUAUGCACAUCUCUUCCAACCUGCCACCGGACACCCAGAAGUUCCUCCGCUUUGCUGAAACUCACCGCACAGUGCUUAACCAGAUCCUGCGCCAGUCAACAACUCACUUGGCUGAUGGGCCUUUUGCAGUUCUGGUCGACUACAUUCGCAUCCUGGACUUUGACGUUAAGAGAAAGUACUUCCGGCAGGAGUUGGAGCGACUGGAUGAAGGGCUGAGGAAGGAGGACAUGGCUGUGCACGUGAGGAGAGAUCACGUGUUUGAGGACUCCUACAGGGAGCUGCAUCGCAAGAGCCCAGAGGACAUGAAGAAUAGGCUGUACAUUGUGUUUGAAGGGGAGGAGGGCCAGGAUGCCGGCGGCCUGCUGAGAGAGUGGUACAUGAUCAUCUCCCGGGAGAUGUUCAACCCCAUGUACGCUCUGUUCCGCACAUCGCCAGGCGACCGUGUCACCUACACCAUCAACCCCUCAUCCCACUGCAACCCCAACCACCUCAGCUACUUCAAGUUUGUGGGUCGUGUGGUGGCCAAGGCAGUCUAUGAUAACCGGUUAUUGGAGUGCUACUUCACCCGCAGCUUCUACAAACACAUCCUGGGCAAGAGUGUCAGGUACACAGACAUGGAGAGCGAGGACUACCCAUUCUUCCAGGGCUUGGUGUACUUGUUGGAGAAUAAUGUGUCAACGCUGGGCUACGAGCUGACAUUCAGCACAGAGGUCCAGGAGUUUGGAGUGUGUGAAGUGAGAGACCUCAAGCCAAAUGGAGCCAAUAUCCUGGUCACAGAGGAAAACAAAAAGGAGUAUGUGCACCUGGUCUGCCAGAUGAAGAUGACAGGUGCAAUCCGCAAGCAGCUGGCAGCGUUCCUCGAGGGAUUCUACGAGAUCAUCCCCAAGAGGCUGAUCUCCAUCUUCACCGAGCAGGAGCUGGAGCUGCUCAUCUCCGGCCUGCCCACUAUUGACAUCGACGACCUGAAGGCCAACACUGAAUAUCACAAAUACCAGGCCAGCUCCAUCCAGAUCCAGUGGUUCUGGAGGGCCUUGCGCUCCUUUGACCAGGCAGACCGGGCUAAGUUCCUACAGUUUGUCACCGGCACGUCCAAGGUUCCCCUUCAGGGCUUCACUGCUCUGGAGGGCAUGAACGGCAUCCAGAAGUUCCAGAUCCACCGCGACGACCGCUCCACCGACCGCCUGCCAUCCGCUCACACCUGCUUCAACCAGCUGGACCUCCCAGCCUAUGAGAGCUACGAGAAGCUGAGGCACAUGCUGCUGUUGGCCAUUCAGGAAUGCUCAGAGGGAUUCGGACUGGCUUAAAUAUGAGACUCUUAAUACACGCAGACAUGCAUACAAACACUUGAUUUAGAUUUGCCUACUCCUGACACAUUCACACUGAUAACCUUUGAAUGCACACACACACACACACAGACACAUACACACACAUACACACACCACACCUCGUACACAUACCACACCUCGUACACACACUCACACACUAUCAUAGAUCUUACUGGAUUUCUUGUUGACCGGCCUAAACUUACUGGUUUCUAUUCCAUAUUAAACAGAUAAAACCAGCAAGUGAAAUGGACUGAUUGACAUUGCGUACAACACAGAGAGCCUCAUGUUGACACAGUUGUGUCUCCCUUCCCAAUUAAAUGGCGAAUGCAAGAGCGGAUUCAGAGGAUAAAACAUGGACUAAUAUAAGAGACGUUUUCUUCAUAUAGUUUGAGUUCUCUGUACAAAAGGUUUGGGAGUUUAUUAUGUUUAAUCUUUUUUGUUCUCUGGUUGUGUAAAAAGAAAAAAAGAGAAUGUUGUUUGAACAGGAUGGUUAUAAAACCUUUGGGGAAAAAUGUUUGUGGUUUCUUGUUGCAAAUUUGUGCCCUCACAAGCCUUGGUGCUGGGGAACAUUUGGGGUAUAUGAACAACUUGAGAAGUUUGAGAUAUUCACAAAAAUGCACUUUUCAAAAGUUGUGGCAUUUCUAUGGAAGGAUGGUUAAAAAAUGAAGAGAGAACCUGAAGAAGAUUAAAAAAAAAACAUUAACCAUAAAUCUAGAGUAUUUUUGGCUAUUAAAUCGCUGACCCGGCCUUGGGCCUUUGAAUCAGAGUGGAAUAACUACAUGAAUAAAUGCAUAAAAUUG